Cyanidioschyzon merolae strain 10D is the source of this 2376-nucleotide messenger RNA. RefSeq lists its product as hypothetical. Lineage: Eukaryota; Rhodophyta; Bangiophyceae; Cyanidiales; Cyanidiaceae. The transcript has a single exon. Bases 1 to 2376 code for a protein of 791 amino acids. Gene Ontology annotation, molecular function: oxidoreductase activity. The record is from RefSeq and is a predicted model, not a curated record.
AUGUGGGUGGUCUUUGUGAAUCAAGUAAGGCGCACGCAUGAUGGAAUUGAUGUAUCGAGCCGUGGACGCUGGUACUUAAAUGCGAACAAGCUCCGGUGCAAGCGGGCUCGGUCGCUUGCGUAUAUGACUGUUGUUCGCAGCUUGCCACGGCCACCGGGCUUCUACGUGACGACGCAGGAUGGUGACACGCUUGCGAGUAUCGCGUCACGCUAUGGCAUUGACGCGAAACGUGUUUGGGAGCUGAAUAACCGCGCUUCGCGUUUAGAGUUUAAGCGUGGCAAGUUCCCAUUUCUCCCUGGUUUGAAACAGCACGAGGUUUCGAGGCAAGCGCCUUCAGGUGGCGUAUCCCUAGAGGAGGCGCUGGAGCGGCCACUAUGUUCUGGGCAACGCAUCUUUGUACCGAAUGAAACAGUUGCACAGACUGCAAAAGGCGGUAACCUCCAUGGGGCUUCCUUGCGCCAAACGGCACCUCCAAAAACAGUCGAAGCACCUCCGGUUACCCGGACGUUUGUUCCUCCCAAGGCACAGACCACUCCGCAACAGAAAUCUUCAGCAGCGAUGGGUGCUCCAUCCGCGCCACCGGCCAAGGGUGUCCCGGUUGUAGAGCAGCAGGCACUGCCGCCGUCACCACCAUUACAGGGUACGCUCGUUGGCUCGGUUGGGACAACGGAUUUCUUCCUGGGCGUCUUCGCGGUGCUCGUUGGAUUUUAUUCGGCGAAGAUGAUGCUGCCGCGGUCGAAUACCGAACCCGGAACGCAGCCAAAGACCUCACUCCUAAAGGCCUUGUAUAAGAGGCUCGUGGGCUUUCUACAGGCCAUGAUUACUGUUGCUGUUUUGAUUGGGCUCGCGGCAGGCGCGCUAGGCGCUCGCCUCCGAGCGGCGCUGCUGUUCAUCUUUAACGCCUGCACGAUACUCUUACGUGGCGUAUCGCAGAUGAUCGUCCUCUUCGGCCAGUUCAUGUGCGGCAUGCUCGGUGUCGUGGCGCUUGCGGUUCAGGGUGUCGUUCAACUGUUCCAACGGCUUGCGCAGGCGGCAUUCUUGCUGAUCGCGUCGAUUUUUUUGGUUACGUGGCAGAGCGCGGUACGUCUCUGGUCGGCAGCCUCUACGCGUUCGAGCGCAGUACUAGAGAACAUCACCCAGCGCGGGCUGUCACCAUCGCUGCCCUCGGCGGAAACAGGAUUGUGGUCUGUACCAGAUGAGCGCUCUUCCUCCGUCGACCAGACGGCAUCCGAGUCGUUCUUUGGGCUCAUUCGGCAAUUUUUCUCGCGGGAUUCGGGAAGCGAUCUCAUUCGCUGCGUUCUUCGUGAACGCACCCAGAUCUCGGACGCCUUCGUUCGAAUGCGAUUCGAUCUUCCGGGACCCGACGACCAGCUAGUUCUCCAGAUGGGUCAACGCAUCGAAGUGCAUGUUCAGAAAAGCCGCCAAAGUCUCUGGAGUGACGUUCAGCCCCUUGAUCAAGCGGAAUCUUCUUGUGGGCUUGGAGCAAUCAGGCCGCACCUGCUAGCGGUCGCCAGUGAUCGCCAUCAGCCUGGUAGCUUCGAGAUCAUAGUGCCCGUGUCGCACGCACUGCAGCAAGUGCUUUGGGAAGCGAGCGACGCAGAUAAUGCGACGCAUUCGGCUGCCGCUGCUCCAAUGGACGCCGAGUACGAUGGUGCUUUCAGUACAGGAAGCGAUGUCCAGGUCCUGGAGCGGCCAUCUACCUCCGACCACGUAUUCUCGGCGACGUGCAGUGCAAACAAUGACGAGUUCGACGAGCAUUUCCUAAUCGCGCUUGAAUCCCUUGUGGAAGGUGUUGAUGCUAUCCGCGUUCGACCAGCCCCGAAUACGGAGCUCAUCUACCGUCGCGCGAUGAAUCCCUCCGCUGGGACCGUUGUGGUGCAUAACGUUGUGCUCUUAGCAUGCGGUCUGGGCAUUGUAUCCGCGGUGCGCAUCGCCGACGAACUCCUACAAGACUCCGAGUCCGCGGUGAGCCGCAUCACGCUAAUCUAUUAUAACGAGCGCGCCCGAGAUUUCAUCCUCCUCGACGACUUGGAGCGCAUGAGCAAAGACCAUGGUGAGCGAUUCCGCCUCCAUUGUGUUUGGAAUGAGAACGCUGGCGCGUACCUUGCCAGCACAGGAUUCCCCCGAGCUGCAACGGCUUCCGCUGGUGCGGGUACAAGCGCAACCGUCGCUGCCGCCGCAGCCAGACGCAACGGCUACGGCCGUGAAAGACGCGCGGCACAGCCGGUGCCUGCUACCGUCCGGGUGAUAUCGGCCAUACCAGCGUGGACGGAAGGUACAAUGGCCAUUAUCAGCGGGAACGAGUCAUUCUCCCAAGAAAUGUGGUACGCCUUGGGGGACUCGGGUUACCCGGAGGACGCGAUCACCUUCAUAUAA